UGGAGUUUGUAAACUUAUAUUUUUUAAACAAAUAAGAAAUUGGAACUUACUGCUUUUUGUUCAGUUUUUAGAGGGGCCCAGGGGGUCCUAAACAUUUUUUUACGCGCUUACGCGCGCAAUCAUGGCCCACCCCCUCAGAUAAUGGUUUAAUCCGCCCCUGAUAACCGACAUGGUUUACAACAAGGCUAAAAUACACAAAUUAAUUGAUUAAACGUUGUCGAUCCUAUUCCACAGUUUUAGAAUACAUUUGAAUAAAAUGGUUACGAGUAUAAAAUAAGCUUCAUUUGCAAUGCAUACAUAUUUAUAUACUCAGAGGCGUAUUCAGGGAGGGCUAUAUGUGUGCUUAGCCUUCCCCCUCCCCCCAUGGGUCAGUGAAAUCUAUGAUUUUCAGGGGGGGUUUCGGGCCACAAGGGGUGCUGAGCCUCCCCUCAGAGAGAGAAAAAUAAUUAGCCCCCUACCCCCGCCCCGGGACAAAUUCCUGAAUAGGCCCCUCUGUAUUUAUUGUAUAAACAUCAUGGAUCAUAAUUGAUUAAAAAACAUGAGAUGUUUAAAUUUAAAAUUUAAGAUGAUAUAAUCUCAGAGAUGAUGCUUACCAAUGAUAAAGAUUCAGGAUUAUUAAGAUUUCUGCAGAAAUGAUGGCUUUAGGUUUUAUCAUUUCUUCAAUUCUUCUUUUCUGUAUCCAUCCAAGCUCAAAUAAGAGCCUUUUUGAAUUUUGCUCUGAAGAUUCUAAUUGUGAAGCAAACCAGUUCUGCGAGCUUGGUAGACAUGAGUGCAAGUGCAAUAAAGGGUCUCGAGUGUGGAUGGGAGGAUGUAUUCAGGCAGUUAAGUAUAUGGAGGAAUGUACCGAUGAUAUGGAGUGCAGGUUAACCGACAAUAACAUGGCUUGCCUACAGGAAGCCAAGUUGGAUUCUACUAGAUGCAGGUUAGGAAAGAAAAUGAUAAAAAUACAACCCAUGAUUAUCUUAUAA
Molecule: messenger RNA, 968 nt
Organism: Eurytemora carolleeae
Lineage: Eukaryota; Metazoa; Arthropoda; Copepoda; Calanoida; Temoridae
Exons: 5
Coding region: 633-968 (111 amino acids)
Source: RefSeq, a predicted model, not a curated record